Messenger RNA from Cucurbitaria berberidis CBS 394.84, 2137 nucleotides. RefSeq names its product PLC-like phosphodiesterase. Gene Ontology annotation, molecular function: phosphoric diester hydrolase activity. The record is from RefSeq and is a predicted model, not a curated record. The coding region runs from base 371 to 1783 and encodes 470 amino acids. The transcript is spliced from 3 exons. Gene Ontology annotation, biological process: lipid metabolic process. Lineage: Eukaryota; Fungi; Ascomycota; Dothideomycetes; Pleosporales; Cucurbitariaceae.
CUCGUGGGCACCAAUCUUCGCGUGUCUGAAUGGCACAGCAAGUAGCCAAGUAGCGCCAGAGGACUUAGCACCUUCUGCAAUAUAAUUGCAGUCCAAUCAACUGCCUGACAGCGGCGCGUGCCGGGUAACUGCAGGACGGAUGAUCUAGUAUAGGCUGGUAUGGGUACAGCACAUGGCCCAGGGGUGAGAAAGCAUCAUGCGCCCUUACUACGGAGCCUGUAGAGUGUUAAGAAUGGCGGUGGCCCUGCGUGAGGUUGUUCGAGGGUCGCUAGUUUCGUGGGAACUGAAAAAUAUAUCUCUCAGCAGGAGUUGCCACUGCUUGACUGCCACAGAGUUUCACAAGAGAAGGAAGUAGGAAAGAAAUUCUAUCAUGGGUUACGGCGGAGCAUUAACACUGGUGAACGGCUCACCGUUCGACUGGACAUUAGCCAGCCAGCAUGCGUAUCAGAUGGAUUCCUGGAACUGGCCAACAAUCAGCACAGGAAAGGCAUCAAGAGUCUAUGUCGAGUUUGGGACCAAAGGAAACACUCGUGACGAUGCAGGGGAAGCCUACUAUAGCAUCGCUGGAACGUCAAACAAGUUUACGGUGCUAGCUAGGAAACCUACGGACUACAAGCUUACUAUAUCCCUGGAUAGCAUGUCCAUGAAGCAAAGUCCGCAGGGGUCGAAUAUUGACCUCGGUUUCCGACAUGAUGCUACGGUAAACUGGAUCAUGUCGACAGACGAGGCUGGACAGUGGUGGUCCAAUAGCGGCACUUACACCGACUGGAUGCAGCAGAGCAUGGGUUCGCUGGCUAAUAGGACGCUGAAGCAAAUAUGCAUGCCUGGCUCGCACGACGCUGGCAUGAGCACCUUCAGGCCGGGUACUGUUGGCGCUAAUAUGGCGAACACGCAAACCCAAUACCUCGAUUUCUAUCAACAGCUAGUGGCGGGCUCCCGAUUCUUCGACCUGCGGCCUGUCAUCUCUAGCGGACAGUGGGUAGCCGGGCACUACAGCGCGCUGAGGAACGACGUUGAAGACAUCUGGCUGGGCGGCAACGGACAGUCAAUCGCGGAUAUCAUUAAACAGGUCAAUGACUUCACGGCGCAGUACAAAGAGCUUGUCAUCAUCAACCUCAGUCACACUCUUGACACGGACAACAGAUACAAAGACCUCUCACAGGAUCAAUGGAACAGCCUAUUCGACACUUUGAAGGGACUCAACAGCCGCUACACGGUCCGCAACCCAGGCAACACCGAUUUUUCUAAUAGUGUCUUGGGCGAGUUCAUCACAGAUCGCGCAUCAGUGUUCAUCGUAGCCCAACUCCCCAACGGCAUCAGUCUAGGCGACUACGCAAACGAGGGCUUCUUCUCAUCGGAAAACUUCCCCUUUUUCGACUCCUACUCCAACUCCAACAAGCUGCCCAACAUGAAGUCCGACCAACUCGCCAAGUUAAAGGCGAAUCGCAAUCUAGUCUCCGACGCAUCAACACGCAAGGACAAAUUCCACCUCCUCUCCUGGACGCUAACGCAGCAGCCAGAGGAUGUGCUGAACAUGGACCGCGCAAUCAUGAAUCUGGCAGCUUCGGCAUUUGACGAACUAGUUAGCGAGGCGUGGAAUGCCUUCACGCCCGAGAGUUUUCCCAAUGUGCUGUUUGUAGAUGCCCUAGGAAUCAGGGAUAAAAGCGUAGUCUUCCCGUUCGACAAACCUCGGAACGUCGCAGUGAACAAUGAUAUUACGGCCCUUGCUAUUGCGGUGAAUAACGGAAUGGCAGGGCGGAAUAGGUACAUCACUGGACGGUGAGAUAAUGGGCAAGGAAUGGUAGGGGGACUUGCAGUAGCGGCUCAUGUGGUGUGGUAGACGUCUACAUUGAGAAUUUAUGCGAAGAUUUGAGUUUAAUUCGCAUAUCGGUGGUGGAACUAGUGCAGUUUAUGCGAGAUGAUGAAGCUGUUCGAUGACGCUACAUGCAGGAACCUUUUGUCAUGAGACGUAACUAGGCUUCGUAGUGGGCUCAACCAUUCCACGGGUAUAGCUGGGAAUAGCUCGCGUACCGUUUGUAACGAAGACGGGUGUAAUGUGCUGUGGAGCAACGGCUGAUCUCGCUGUGGUGCGAUCCGAGGACGCAGAAACGCGCAAGCUGAUGUUUAGUAACGAACU